CCCCUCUUGUUAAUCCCUUCUUGCCCAGUGCCAUUAGUACAGUGUCAGUGCUUUUUUUUUAGCACUGAUCACUGUAUUGGUGUCACUGGGGAUGUCAGUAACACCAAGUCAGUUACCCCCCAGUGUCAGAAUGCCCGCUGCAGUUCCUCACUCUUGCUAUAAUUCGCUGAUUGUCACCAAUACUAGUAAAAAUUAAAAAAAAUGUUAAAUCCUAGUAUAUAUAUCUCCAUUUGUAAAAGCUAUAACUUUCACGUAAACCAACUAAUUUACACGCAUUGGGAUUUUU
Staurois parvus is the source of this 286-nucleotide messenger RNA. Lineage: Eukaryota; Metazoa; Chordata; Amphibia; Anura; Ranidae. The record is from the annotation of a GenBank genome assembly.